Carassius gibelio (silver crucian carp) is the source of this 1988-nucleotide messenger RNA. Its product is annotated as voltage-dependent calcium channel gamma-1 subunit-like. Gene Ontology annotation, cellular component: membrane; L-type voltage-gated calcium channel complex. The coding region runs from base 203 to 880 and encodes 225 amino acids. The transcript is spliced from 4 exons. Gene Ontology annotation, biological process: regulation of calcium ion transmembrane transport via high voltage-gated calcium channel; calcium ion transmembrane transport. The record is from RefSeq and is a predicted model, not a curated record. Gene Ontology annotation, molecular function: calcium channel regulator activity; voltage-gated calcium channel activity. Lineage: Eukaryota; Metazoa; Chordata; Actinopteri; Cypriniformes; Cyprinidae.
CUGUGGUUUGAGUCUGACCUCUCAGCAUAAAUACUAGGACACUAGCAUUUGCUUCCUUUUAUCCAUGCACAAGCAAAGUCCUGCACAGAGACCUUAAGAAUCAAGAACGAACUGGACCAGGUCUCUGUUCUGUACUGUUAGUGAUUCUUAUCUUGUGUCAUUUUCCAUUUUAUUUGUCCAUAAGCCGUGGAUACUGGACAAAAUGCAGAAGGAAACCAAGACAAAAAUCUUGUUUUUUGUGAUAAUGGUAGGCUCGGUGUGCAUGUUAACAGCAGUGGUGACAGACCACUGGGCCGUGUUGAGUCCUCGAGUGGAGAACGUAAACGCAACAUGUGAGGCAGCCCACUUUGGCCUUUGGAAACUUUGUAAGAAACACAUCUAUAUUGAGGAUGAGGAAUUAAUUGGUAAAGGCUGUGGACCUAUCAGUUUACCGGGGGAAAUCAACUGCACUUACUUCAGACACUUCACACCAGGGGAAGAUUCUGAGAUCUUUGAAGUUAAAACUCAAAGAGAAUACAACAUCUCAGCAGCUGCCAUAGCCAUCUUCAGUCUUGUCUUCAUGAUUCUGGGCACAUUGUGUGUGUUGGGUUCCCUCAGAAAGGGAAAUGACUAUCUGUACAAGCCUGCUGGCAUGUUCUUUGCUUUUGCAGGUCUGUGUGCUAUCAUCUCAGUAGAGGUAAUGCGUCAGUCAGUCAAGAGGAUGAUAGAAAGUGAGGAAACUAUCUGGAUCGAGUAUUACUAUUCCUGGUCGUUUGCGUGUGCGUGUACAGCUUUUGUCCUGCUCUUCCUCAGUGGAAUAGGUCUGUUGAUAGUCUCCAUGCCACAGAUGCCUAGAAAUCCAUGGGAAACCUGCAUGGAUGCUGAGCCUGAACAGAUAUAGAGCAGGAAUUCAAAAUGCCAGCCACAUAACAAUUGUCUGAAAAUAUAACUAGACCUCUAAGAUGCAAUGUCAGAGCUUGACAAGCAGAGGUCUUAAAAUUAGCUCAGUAAUGUCCCUUUUUCCCUUGCAAACUGGCACUGAAGAAUGUAGGUGUGUAACACACCCUUUUACAUCAUGGCACAGUGAUGUUCUCAACUGCCUAGAGCAGAAUGUAAAUGUUUGGUCUGCUGCGGUUACUGAAUGCUUGGCCAGAAAUUUUGGAAUAAUUUCAGAUAUUGCAGAUGCAAAUAAAAUGACAUCAAUCUCACUCUUAUGUGAAACAGUAAAAAUAUUCUGAGACUUUCCAAGUCUACAGCUUCCUGAAACGCACCCACAAACUGUGUUUAUAAGCUUGAAAUGGAAUGGUGUGCUCAAUAUCUUUUGAGAAGAAUGUGCUUCUGUGAUUUAUAAUUUGGACCCAUUUUUGGGUCUGCACAAGCCUGGCUAAUCUGUGUAUCAAGCUGUAACCUCUAGAUCAGAAAUUUUGCACCCUCUUUUUGGGUGGUGAUUCACCCAAACUGCCUUAUACUGUAUGUAUAAAAAUAUUUUAAUAUAAAAUCUACUGUCUAUUUAAAUUCAUCAGGCUUUUUGAAAUUAAUUGAAACACAUAACUUUGUAAUCUGGUUCCCAAACAAACUGUUUUAUAAAGUUUGCAUUAGGAUUUAGAAUGUGGGGAUCAUUGUCAGUGACAAACACCAAUAUGGUGACAGAUCCACAGCCUUGUGGGAAAUGCUUGGGCAACCAAAACCUGCUUGUGGUCUUUUACUGCUCAUGUUCCUCUCAAUUCUCCACUUUGACUUUCUGUAAUUUUGCAAUGGCAACAAAAAACAAAAACAAAACAAAGACAAACACCAUAUGCUAUGGCAAAUUAUAAAAAAAAAAAAACAUAUAUAAUUUGAUAGAUAAAGCUUAGUUUUUUAUUUUAUUUUAUUUAUUUAUUUUGAUGCAUGCAGAACAAGAGACCAUGGAUGUUUGGAUCUUGUUAUGCUGCCCACCAGAAAAAAAAAUGUAUUUCUGGUGUUACAACCCUAUGUCAUGUAUUUCUAAUAAAAACAUAAGCUAACUCCUA